Molecule: messenger RNA, 659 nt
Organism: Aspergillus brunneoviolaceus CBS 621.78
Lineage: Eukaryota; Fungi; Ascomycota; Eurotiomycetes; Eurotiales; Aspergillaceae
Exons: 1
Coding region: 89-418 (109 amino acids)
Source: RefSeq, a predicted model, not a curated record
CUAGUCUCCUUGUAAGUACACUGCAGUAAAUUCAGUAAACUUAUCGAAGUUCCCCGCCUUCCAACCUGUGGUGAACGAGUCAAAGUCAAUGGGGAGGUGGGCCGCGAGGAUUAGUAGCAGCAAUCGGAGGGAUCGGAUGGAUAUGCCUGGCCUGGCAGGUGAGCGAACCCGGAGGCAGCCUGACGGAGGUACGUCCCGCUCUUCCUGCCUUAAUUCUCGUGUGCGGUAUUCUGGUAACGAGGGAAUUGAGAACUUCAGGUCAUGCACGAUGCUAAAUCGGGGUUGCAAGCCACUUUGCCCCUCGUGCGUGUGGCUGACAUUGUGGUGCUGGCUGGGUUCUCUGCAGUUUCUUGACCCCACCACCAGUAAGGAAAGGAAAAGGAGAAAGAGAGAGUGGAGGAGCCUCGGAGAGAGGUGAGGUAGGUUAGUCAGUAGAGAUUCGGAGUAACUACCUAACCAACUAAUGUUUCCAGGGACGCCCCAUUCGUCUCCCCUCUUUUAUCUACUCUUCUCUUGUCUUGUGCUCCCAACCCUAAGUCAGGUACUGAACUUGUACUCCAGUACCUUGCUCAAGGUUCAAGUCCCAAGUGUUACCCGAAACGAAACAUGCAUAUCUACUGAGUAGUUACAUACAUGGAUUGUGUUUAAAAUUCAAUUGA